Messenger RNA from Akanthomyces muscarius, 1236 nucleotides. RefSeq lists its product as uncharacterized. The record is from RefSeq and is a predicted model, not a curated record. Bases 1 to 1236 code for a protein of 411 amino acids. Gene Ontology annotation, cellular component: Rab-protein geranylgeranyltransferase complex; cytoplasm. Lineage: Eukaryota; Fungi; Ascomycota; Sordariomycetes; Hypocreales; Cordycipitaceae. Gene Ontology annotation, molecular function: Rab geranylgeranyltransferase activity. The transcript is spliced from 4 exons. Gene Ontology annotation, biological process: protein geranylgeranylation.
AUGUCAAGUCAUGGCGUACCCAGAACCGAACGCGACCGGAGUCCCGAGCAGCUGAAGAAAGAAAUCGAAAAAAUCAACAAAUACAGAGCUCUCGACAGCCAGUUGCGCAUUCAGACUUCGGAGUCACGGUUCGAUUCGGCUACCUUGGAGCUGACUACGAAGCUCCUACGCAUUAAUCCCGAAUAUUAUACGGCGUGGAAUACGAGGAGACGCUGUUUAAUUUUUGGACCAUUGGAAAAGAAGAACAAGGAAUCGCUGCCGCAAUGCGCCUUGGAGCGUCACGAAACGAGCGAAGGGCUCAUAGAUGCGCCUCAAUCUUUACUACAGAACAACUCGAGCGAGACCGAAACGAAACGUAACCGAACUGCCACAAGCGAGCGUAACGCAGCUCCGAGAGAAAAACAGAAAGAUGGAAAUGAAGUCAAUAUUAGCCAAUGCUCCGAAACUGUCCGAGACGAGCUAAUAUUCACCGUACCGCUGUUAAUGGCGCACCCAAAGUGCUACUGGAUAUGGAACUAUAGAAUGUGGGUAUUGGAGCAGACUACGUCUCUGCUGUUUGUUGAGGUAGCCAAGUCUGUUUGGCAGGAAGAGCUUGAGCUGGUCGGCAAGAUGCUGGAUCGGGACCGAAGAAAUUACCAUGCUUGGGCUUAUCGACGCUACGUUGUAUCUCAUCUAGAGUCCGCCGAGCUUGAAGGGCGGAGCAUGGCCGAAUCAGAGUUCGCGUAUACGACCAAAAUGAUCAAGGGCGAUCUAUCGAAUUUUUCGGCGUGGCACAACCGCGCCCAACUCAUCCCGAGGCUUCUUGUGGAGCGAGAAGCAGAUGAUUCGUCGCGCAGGGCAUUUCUAGAUCAGGAAUUGACCACUGUGGAUAGUGGGUUAAAUGUUGGUCCAGAGGAUCAAUCGUUAUGGUACUACCAUCAGUACCUUAUCUGGAGCGUCGCUGAGCAGCCUUCAAAUCUGUUGAUUGUACCAGGGAUGGCUCUUGAAGACCGAGUCAAUUUGAUCACUCGCGAAAUUGACUUCAUCAAAGACCUCCUGGACGAUUAUAAAGACGUGAAGUGGAUUUUCGAAAUGCUACUCGAGUAUACACUGCUCAUCUCUAAACUUCGCAACAAGUCAUUGGAUGCUGAGCAAAAGUGUGAGCUUGAAGGCUGGGUAUUGAGAAUAAAGAAGCUUGAUCCCCAGCGGUCCAAUCGUUGGGAGGAAUUAACAACGAAGCUCAAGACCUCUCCGUGA